Pseudomassariella vexata is the source of this 1278-nucleotide messenger RNA. RefSeq lists its product as uncharacterized. Bases 237 to 956 code for a protein of 239 amino acids. The transcript is spliced from 2 exons. Lineage: Eukaryota; Fungi; Ascomycota; Sordariomycetes; Amphisphaeriales; Pseudomassariaceae. The record is from RefSeq and is a predicted model, not a curated record.
CUGGCCUUAUCGCGUUAUCGGGCUGUCAGGUGGAUAUCUAGUGGUUGGUCAAUAACAUGAGCACGUCGUGCCGCGCGAAGUGAAACUUGAUAAACUCUACCCUUUUACCAAACAUGUCAUAAUACUGGCCACAAUUUGCAUCUACAUCAUUGUCGAAAAUCCACAAGGCUAAGCGAGCAUCCUUCCCAAGUUACCAAUACGGACAUUUGUUGACACUCUGAUUGGUCACUGAUGCCAUGACGGUCACCACUCCCUCGGACGAUCAAGUCCUCGCAGCAGUCAACGCAAUUCGCCAAGAAAAGCCCAACUUAGGACGAUCCAAGAUCCGCAGUCUUCUCAAGGAAGAGCAUCAAUGGCAAGUUUCAGAAGAUCGACUCAAGCGACUCAUUCCCGCAGUCAAUCGGCCAACAACCUUGCCAGCAACUGUCCGAGCGACAACCAGCCUACCUAUUCUAGCAAAUACCAAUGCAGAUGUUUCCGAAACCACCAGAAAUUCUCGCAAGAAAGGCGGCCUCAGAGCUCGUAAUGCCGCCUUGCAAGACGUCAUGCGACCCGUCGAAUUCUGGCUCAACCAAGCCCACAAAAAUGCCGAUGCUCGUUCUCUUGCCAACGAGCUCGGCUUGAUCUUUCCCAACGGUGAUCCUUACGGCUUCAAAGCCGGACUUGUGUACCCCAUACGCCGCCUGGUAAUAACCGGCCGCGAUACCCCGGAGAACUUCCGCAUCCUUUUCGGCCAGGAUGCAAUCCCGGAUGUGCACGCACAGACGCGCAAGGAAGUCCUGAUGAGUUUUUAUGUAGAGGACGGUUCACCCAGUCAGAUGUUGAACAGUUUUCUGGAUGAGGGGUGUCCUUGUUGGGCUCCAAGGCCUGCUAAUGCGAUUGAGCAGGAGGAGAUACUGAGACAGAGGGAGAAGAGUCGAGAAUUUGCCGCGAUCAUGCAAAGCGUGGGGCUGUAAUCAGGGAGAAGACUCCGCAAUAUUAAUAUUUGAUGCUGCUAAGUAGUGUGGAAUUGGUGGCUUGAGGUCACGGUGAGGUACAACACCAUACAAUAGUUGACCCCAUGCCCAACCCAUGACAGAAGGUCCUGAGAACGGCUACGUCACUUUCCUCCGACAUGCAUUAUCAAGAGUAUAUCAUAGAGCAGCUUGCGUAGCUGAUCAUCAGUGACUCCGCAACCGGCGGCGUCAGCAGCCUCAAUUUACAAGCUGUCGGUAAUAUCACUUCGCAGCAUGACAGUACCGUAACAGUAUAUUCGAUUAAGGAUAAAAUAUUUGUAAC